AUGCCUGGACCAAACCUACUUCCAAAUUUCAUCAACAUUAUAGACUCCUCAGCUCUGGCUUUCGACGAAGCUGAACAAGAGAACCCCGAGUCUGGCAUAUCCAUUUCCGUCGGCCCAAAAGAGGCGAACGCCAUUGACGACGACCAAAUCCCCCACCAUGAAUUGUUCUCGGACCUCUCUUUCUCGCCGCCUGCCAUCCAAGCAACCUCAGAUGCGUACAUCUCCUCUAGCAUAUCGACAACUGCACCUGGCCCUCCCCAAAAUGCCAUCUUUCUCCUCCAGCAUUUUUCGACCGCGAUUCUCAGUUUUCUAACUCCCGUACGGCAUGAAAAGACCCCAUGGCAUGUGCUAUUUUUGCCCAACGUCAGAAAUUGCAUGGCUCUGUUAGCACUUGGCCAGCCCGUGGAUCACGCCGGCAUGUGCGCAUUCCACGGCAUUCUGGCCAUCAGUGCUCGUAGCUUGGGUAGCAUACAUCAGUCUCAAGUGUGGCUUGACGAAGGAGAGUCCCACAAGAAAAAAGCUGCCGAGCAUUGCGAGAUAAUGCUACAGGCAGCAUACGACCUUCCCAAGAGAUACAAGUACAAGUCCGUUCUGAUGGCAUUACAGACCAUGAUUCUCAUUUCGACGCUGGGGGGAGAUCCUGUCACAGAAGAAUACUAUUUUCUCGAGGCAGAGAAGUUUAUCAAGCUGAAUGGCUUGGGGCGCAAACACUCUCGCAAAGUUCGAUUGCUUCAUCAAUAUUAUGCAUAUGAACGAUUGAUGUAUGAGAGCACAUGCAUGCGAGGGAUUGACUUCAAGCACCGCCAUCGGGUGUGCAACGACAUUGCCUCUAUCAGUGUAGUUCCAUAUCCAGAAGACAGCAUGGCCUAUCGCCCCCCGAACUGGCAAAAUCUCGACGAAGAAAUGUCGAAACCGCGGAGCCCUGACUCGGAAACGGAGCAUGAGGAUGAAGUCCUGGGAAUUUGGCCGGACGCAUUGUACUCCAAGGCGUCUGGGCUACCUGAACAGUGGAUUCAGCUUGUCCUCCAUGUUGUUCUGCUCGGGAAAGAAAAGGACGCUGCAGAGCAGAGUCCUCCUUCCUCUAGAGCCGUUAGCGAUUUGCAGCAGUUCCUCGGAAGAGCGAAAACACUUGAUCGAUGCAUCAACCAACACAUCGCCCAGGCAACUCAGGCUUCUUCUCACCGUACUACCGAAAAUGUCACCCCUGAGCAGCAAUCUCUGGACAAUGUGCUCGAUGCUAUUCGGCAUGCGCUACAGAUUUACUUCUAUCGGCGCAUUUAUGAUGUCAAUCCCUCCUGGCUUCAAGACAAGGUCGUGAAGUCGACCCAAGCUCCGAACUAUCAGGUUGUGUUGGUCUUUUAUGGGCGUCAUUUGUCGCUUCUUGUGAGGCUGAAGACAUCCACGUUCAGAAUUCAUUCGCUGGCUGGUACAGUAGAGCCGCCAGGCGAACCGGGAUGA
Molecule: messenger RNA, 1458 nt
Organism: Clonostachys byssicola
Lineage: Eukaryota; Fungi; Ascomycota; Sordariomycetes; Hypocreales; Bionectriaceae
Source: the annotation of a GenBank genome assembly